AUGCGCAGACCUGUGGCUUGGUCCCGCUGGUAUCCAUCUGACUCAUCAGAGGACGAGUACCAGUACCUGCCCCCAUUGCCACGGUGUUGGCUGGAAAAGGUUUCCUGUCAAUCUUCAGUGUGUGUGACUGAUGGGACCUCCACAGAAUGUCAGGAUUCAGUGUGGAGCGGCAGAGAUCAGUCCACACCACAGCGAAUGCUGGACAAACUCUCUGAACAGAGAUCCAGAGACACACAGGACUCACAGCUCACUUUACUCUGUUCUACUGACGGUAAUCAGGAUGAUCAAACCUCCACAGAGUGUCUGACUUCUGUCUGUAAUGCUGGAGAACAGCAGAUGCUGCAGACACCAGUGAAGAUUGAAGUGAAUCAGGAGGAGAUAAAAGAAGAGGAACAACAGAGUAAUGAAAAUGAUAAAUAUGAUGAUGACCAAACCUUCACAGAGUCUCUGGCUUCUGUCUGUAACGCUAGAGAACAGCAGAUGCCGCAGACACCAGUGAAGAUUGAAGUGAAUCAGGAGGAGAUAAAAGAAGAGGAACAACAGAGUAAUGAAAAUGAUAAAUAUGAUGAUGACCAAACCUCCACAGAGUCUCUGACUUCUGUCUGUAACGCUGAAGAACAGCAGAUGCUGCAGAUACCAGUGAAGAUUGAAGUGAAUCAGGAGGAGAUAAAAGAAGAGGAACAACAGAGUAAUGAAAAUGAUAAAUAUGAUGACCAAACCUUCACAGAGUCUCAUACUUCUGUCUGUAAUACUGGAGAACAGCAGAUGCUGCAGAUACCAGUGAAGAUGUGUUCAGUGAAGCUGCUGGACUGCAGGAACCUGAUGAAGAGGAGAGGAGAAACAAAAGUAGAGGAACAACAGAGUAAUGAAGAUGAUGAUGAUGAUGAUCAAACCUUCACAAUUUCUCUGACUUCUGUCUGUAACGCUGGAGAACAGCAGAUGCUGCCGAUACCAGUGAAGAUUGAAAUGAAGCAGGAGGAGAUAAAAGAACAAAUCACAGUAGAGGAACAACAGAGAGAUGAUGAAGAUUAUAUUUCAGAGCUGAUGGAAGUGAAUGAAGUGGAGGAGAAACUUCAGUGUCAGAAACAUCAUGAUUUCACAACUGGAUAAAAAUCUUUGAGUUGCUCAAAGACUAAGAAGAAUUUAUCACCAGAAAAGGAUAAAAGAAGAGCAGCCAAAAAUACUUUCACCUGUACAAAGUGUGGAAAGAUUUUCACGAAUAAAAGCCGGCUUAAUAAACAUAUGAAAGUUCAUAUUGGAGAUAAACCUUACACGUGCCAUCAGUGUGGAAAUAGUUUCUCAAAUAUAGUUUGUCUCAAAGGUCAUCUCUGUUGUCACUCUGGAGAGAGACCAUUUGAAUGUGAAAAGUGUGGUAAAACAUUUGCUUUGAAUUCAAGCCUGAGAAAACAUCUGAAAACUCACACAGAUGAGAAUACCGGUGUGGGGGUUCAUAUGUGCUUUGAAUGUGGGAAGACCUUUACUACAGCCAGCCUCUUGAGACAGCACUAAAUAGUUCAUGCUGGAGAAAAACCUUACAAGUGCUCACACUGUGAAAAGAGUUUCACUCAGUCACAACACCUGAAAAUACACGAGAGAAUUCAUGCUGGAGAAAAACCUCACAAGUGUUCACACUGUAAAAAGAGUUU
Messenger RNA from Xyrauchen texanus (razorback sucker), 1646 nucleotides. RefSeq lists its product as uncharacterized. Lineage: Eukaryota; Metazoa; Chordata; Actinopteri; Cypriniformes; Catostomidae. Bases 1 to 1110 code for a protein of 369 amino acids. The transcript has 3 exons. The record is from RefSeq and is a predicted model, not a curated record.